GGACCCUGUAACGGGCAGGCGAUUAGUGAAUGCAACCACUGGAGCUUCCUAAUUUGUGAAAUGCACCUCCGUCAUGACCAAGAAUCCGAGGUCCAUAGCGGGGUUGUUCAAAUCUCCCCUCCAUCUUUGUUCUUUUCAAGCAACAACACGAACACUUUCUACAAAGACUGCAAGGUCAGCGCAACAAAGUCUGUAUACAGAAGUGCGACGUUUGAAUCCGAUAUCAUCCACGCGACCACGUUUCUUAUCGCGAACACCCCACGCAAGAGCUAUCACCAUGGUCGCUGAAAACUACGAGGCUGUCCUCAAGGGCAAAUACCCAGGCAAAGACCAUGCCAAACGUGUCGUGGACCUCAUCCGCAAGGAUGUCCCUGAUGCCAAUGGUAUUCUAUACCUUGAGAGUCAAGUUACUCGAAUGAUGGAAGAUAGCGACGAGCCCGAGCCCUUCCGUCAGCGCCGAUACUUCUACUACCUCACCGGCUGCAACCUCCCCGACUGCGCUUUCGUCUACGACAUCCAAUCCGCGAAAUCCACACUCUUUAUUCCUCCUAUCAACCCCGACGAUGUCAUCUGGUCCGGUCUCCCCGUCAGCAUCGACGAGGCCCUCGCGCAAUACGACGUCGACGAAGUCAAGCUCACCACCGAACUCAACGCUACCCUCGCACACCUCGGAUCCGAGAACCCCAAGUCAUCAGCCUUUGCCAUCGCGAACCAAGUCUCCGACCACGUUUCCUUCAUCGGCUUCGACAACAAGAACUUCAAUGUGUUGAAGACAGCUAUCGAGACCUCGCGAGUGGUCAAGGACGAGUUCGAGGUUGCUAUGCUACGAAAGGCAAAUUAUAUCUCUGGCAUUGGACAUCGCGCUGUGUUUGCAAGGGCCAAGACUGCCAAGAAUGAGCAGGAGUUUGAGGCGGCCUUUAAGGAGAGAUGCUAUUCUUAUGGUGUUAAGAAGAUGUCGUAUGAUCCUAUUGCUGCUGCUGGAAGAGCUGCUGCUACGCUGCACUACGUCCCAAACAACGCGCCUCUGGAGGGCAAGCUCAACCUGUUGAUGGAUGCUGGUGGCGAGUGGAACAACUACGCUGCUGAUAUUACACGAACAUUCCCUCUCUCGGGCAAGUUCACCAAGGAGUCUCGCCACAUCUACGAGACCGUCCUCAAGAUGCAAAAGGAGUGUAUAUCAGUUCUCAAGGAGGGUGUUGUCUGGGACGAUGUUCAUCUGCUCGCCCACAAGAUCGCCAUCGACGGACUCCUCGAAGCUGGCAUUCUCAAGGGCGACAAGGACGAAAUCCUCAAGGCUCGCACGAGCGCUGCUUUCCUCCCUCACGGUCUAGGUCAUUACCUUGGCAUGGACACCCACGACACCGGCGGCAACCCCAACUUUGGCGACAAGGAUAAGCUCUUCCGCUACCUACGCGUGCGGGGCACUCUCCCCAGCGGCAGCGUUGUCACUGUCGAGCCUGGUAUUUACUUCUGCAAGUUUAUCAUCGACCCUUACCUCGAGGACCCCGUGCACAGCAAAUUCAUUGACAAGGACGUUCUGGACAAGUACUGGGAUGUCGGUGGAGUUCGCAUCGAGGACAACAUCCUCAUCACCAAGACUGGCUCUGAGAAUCUGACUGAUGUACCAAGGGAAGCUGAUGAGAUGGAGGCCCUGGUUUCUGGAAGUUAGAGUGAAGCGAGCCCCAACAUAAUAAGCUUAUUUGGGAGAUGAUCAAUAGACCAAUAAAUAUUCUAUAAAUAUCAUCCCCGCGAUUUCUAUCGAUGUUUAA
This is a messenger RNA of Fusarium oxysporum Fo47, 1769 nucleotides long. Its product is annotated as peptidase M24, structural domain-containing protein. The coding region runs from base 74 to 1669 and encodes 531 amino acids. The record is from RefSeq and is a predicted model, not a curated record. The transcript is spliced from 5 exons. Gene Ontology annotation, molecular function: manganese ion binding; metalloaminopeptidase activity. Lineage: Eukaryota; Fungi; Ascomycota; Sordariomycetes; Hypocreales; Nectriaceae.